AUGGGGAGCCGGGGAAAGGAGAUGAACAAGAACAUGAGUACUGUUAACGACGAUGCGUGCCCAAAAUUUGAACAGAAAAUGAAACAACCUCAAGAAGCUGCUUUACGCAGAGACUGGCGUGCCUUCAAAAACUUUUUCCAGGAUGAUCCCAUUGCUCUCAUGCAGACUUUCGAUCUGUCCGACAACACCGCCAUUCACGUUGCGGCUCAAUCCAACGAUCCUCACCUCAUCCGGAAACUGCUUGAUAUGCUUCCACAAGACUCUGAUUGCCGGGGAGCACUGAGGACUGGCAAUGUUCACAAGAACACUCUUCUUCACCAGGUGAUACACUGUAAGAACUUGGAGAUGGUGGACACUGUACUCAACUAUGAGGAGCAGAGGAGGCUGAAGCUGCCGGGGGAUGAGGAUUUGUUGGAGCUCCCCAACGAUCUCGGCGAAACGCCGCUCUACAGGGCUGCCAAGUACGGCAAGCUCAACAUGCUCAAGCACAUGGCCCGAUUUGUAGAUAUCAGACGCCAUUUUUACCGGCGGCCAAGACAUGAAGACACUGUCCCUGACCGCACUUCCAUUCUUCAUAUUGCUAUCAUUGGCCAGUAUUUUGAGGUCGCUCUGUGGUUAUCGAGAGUGAAAGGCAUUGAGGAAGUGGCCGUUGCAAACGAUAGAAAUGGAUUGACCUGUCUUCAACUGCUCGCUAGAAUGCCCUCUGUCUUCAGGAGCUACGAUUAUUCCCAGAUGGGAUUUCUGGAGAGGCAGAUUUACGCAUAUCUUCCGAACAAAGGAUACGAUGGAAGCUGUUAUGACGACGGCGACGGUAAGUUUCUUGGACGGAGUCAAGAUUUAGAAAGCGGAAAAGAGAAUGUAAAGAAACCCAAGUCAUCAGUUUUUUCAAGGAUCAACUAUGCUAUUUGGGAAUCACUGGCCGAAGAAUGGGACAUUAUAGAUGACAUUCGGAAUAGAAAGAAGCAGCACAUGUUAGUGGAGAAGCUUGCAGACUUCUUAGUGGGAAUAGACUACUCAUGGAUGAAAACUAAUCACGCAAAACCACGAAAAGAAGUUGUGUUGCCUGUGAUUCAACCCUCCAAUGUGGCUGCAACAAAGAAGAAAGCCAAACUAGAGAAGAUCAGCUCCCUUGAACAACCCAUUCCUUCUAACGUGUAUACCCCGUUGCUUCUGGCAGCAAGCACCGGAAUAGUUGAAAUUGCGAAGAGAAUCAUCGACCUUCAUCCAGAUUCCAUUUCCCACAUCAGUCACGAUGAGCAGAACAUACUGCACGUCGCUGUCAAGCAUCGUCGCAAGAACAUCUAUAAGCUUCUCAAGAAAUAUGGAGCCUUGAACCGCUUGGGUUCUCAAAUGAGUAACAAAGGUCGUACCCUCCUGCACCACGUUGCCAGGAUGGACUAUUACGAUGGAGGAACCCAAUCUGGUGUUGUGUUCCAGCUUCAGGAUGAACUACGUUGGUUCGAACGAGUGAAGAAGAAAGUUCCUCGUCCUUUCUCCUUGUAUUGCAAUGACGACAACCUAACGGCAAGAGAGCUUUUUGAGUUGGAACAUUUAGAGAUGCACAAGGAAGCCCAAGGGUGGAUCAAGGAGACAGCUCAGUCAUGCUCCGCGGUGGCCGUCCUCGUUGCCACGGUGGUUUUUGCGGCAGCCUUUACUGUCCCUGGCGGCACCGACGAGAAGGGCGUCCCCGUCCUCCUCAACUCUCCCCUCUUCCUUUUCUUCACCAUCAUGGACGUUGUGGGCCUCGCGAGUUCAUUAGUGUCGGUGAUGUUGUUCCUGUCGAUUCUCACGUCCCCCUUUCAGAUGCAGGAGUUCUAUAAGUCCCUCCCGAGAAAACUUACAAUGGGCUUCACGUUGUUGUUCAUCUCCUUGAUGACGACGAUGCUGGCGUUUGGAUCGACCAUUUUGCUGACCAUUAGGAUGGAGGACAAGAAAUGGAGUUCGAGUUUGAUUUACAGCGUCACGUUCUUCCCUGUGACCCUCUUUGCAUUGACUCAAUUUCCCGUUAUCAUGGCCGUUAAGUAUAGAACGAGGAGGUUAUGGAAGUCUCUGAAGAAGAUGGUUCCAAAAGGUUUAACCAAAUCCACCACCAAACCUACUAAGAGAAGAAUGUACUCAAAACACGCGUGA
This is a messenger RNA of Neltuma alba, 2130 nucleotides long. RefSeq lists its product as uncharacterized. Gene Ontology annotation, cellular component: membrane. Bases 1 to 2130 code for a protein of 709 amino acids. The record is from RefSeq and is a predicted model, not a curated record. The transcript has 6 exons. Lineage: Eukaryota; Viridiplantae; Streptophyta; Magnoliopsida; Fabales; Fabaceae. Gene Ontology annotation, molecular function: protein binding.